AUGCGCUUCUCCAGACUCUCCACCUCCUCUGUCCUGGUGACUCUCCUCGCCACGAGCGAAACCGUGGCUGCAGCUUCGUGUAGCGUUAGAAACGUAGAAGGCAAACCCUUCCUCGUGGAUUGGGACAUCUGGGCUAGUAACGUUUAUGGAAGUGCGCAAAACACCUUUCUCUACUUGUUCCUUACCUCGACACAGCUUCAGCAACUAACACAAAUCCUUAAUUCCCGGCUGGUGCGGCGGGCUAUGGGACAAUCUCAAGAACAAGGGCUGCGGCCCUUCAGGCACGUAUUGCGGCGGGCUCGAGUCAUCACGUAUCUUGAAUUGGCGGUUCAGAACGGGUAUUGGAUGUCAGAAAGGGUCAAUCCAUGGCGCGUGGUGGGAGGCCACCAAGAAUGA
Messenger RNA from Exserohilum turcica Et28A, 396 nucleotides. RefSeq lists its product as uncharacterized. Bases 1 to 396 code for a protein of 131 amino acids. The record is from RefSeq and is a predicted model, not a curated record. Lineage: Eukaryota; Fungi; Ascomycota; Dothideomycetes; Pleosporales; Pleosporaceae. The transcript has a single exon.